UUCCCCUCUUGCCGGAAUUUCGAUAUACCGAAGGAUGAGCUCCUCCGAUGCCAAGCCUAUACCCUUUAAAUCUAAGAAGCCCCGUAUAUGCCAUUCAGCCUCCAAAUCCCAAUCACCAGACCCCAUUUCAUUGAGCUCGAAAACUCCAGAGAAGGCCUCACGGCUCUCACAUCGUUCCCGAAACCGCGGCGUUGCGCUCUCCAUUAGAGAAGUUAGGAAAGUCGCUGAAAGCCUUCAGGAACAGAAAGGCCAGCAGCAAAAUCAUGACCGUACGGAGCAGAUCAAGUCCGCCCGAGGGAAGAUUGCACCAUCUUUCGCUGAAGUCACCCCCCGUAAAUCCAAGGCGUCUGUUGAUGAGUCCGUCAAGCUGCCGGAAAAGUAUGAAAUUUUGGGCGAGUUCUUUGACAGCUUGGAUAGCUCGAUCCGAUUGUUGCAUUUGAAAGGUUCCACAACAACUUUCACGAAUAUCUGCCCCAAAAUUGAAUGUUUAACCGAUAGGAGAUUUACUCAUAGUCACCUGGCCCAGUUGAAAUAUAUCUUACCUGAGGCGCUUGUUAUAAAGAAGGUGCUCAGGUUAGAUGAACGGACAAGUUGUAUGAAGCCAGACCUCUAUGUUACAAUAAAUCGCGAUGCGAAAGAAUCCGAUUCAAAGUUGCUCUCUGAAGGUGGAAGUGUGUCUUUGAGAAAGUUAUUUCGGACACGGUUGAGAGAUUUUUAUAAAUCUCAUCCUGAGGUUGAUGAAAUUCCAGAAGAAAUACUGCCCGUGCCAUUCAAUCACCAUAAGCAAGAUCAUUCUUCAGAGACAUUGAGAACUACCCCCUCGUUUGCUACAAUAACACCAAAUAAUGCAGUUGCACAUCAUUAUCAAACUGCAGCGCCCGUUUGCAUGCAAGAUAAUGCCAUGGGAAUCAAUUCAGAGCCUGCUAAGGGAGAAGAAAAUUCGUCAGUGCCUGUUAACAUGUCAAUUGAAGCACAUCAUCGACAACCAGCAGCAGCCACUCAUAUGUCUCAAUCAUUUAGAAGGCGCUUUUCUCAUAAAUCUGUAAAAGAUGAAGCAGAUGAUGCACAACAGAAGUCACCAUCAGGCUCCUGCUCCUUCCCUCAAUCUGUCCCAGUUGCAGAAUCAAUCAUGAAGAAAAAUUCAUCAAGUGUAGAUAGUACUAUGGGCCCACAAAUAUGUGCUUCUCCAGCUAAUCUCAAAUCAUCCGAUGCUUCUGUUGCCACUCCAAAUAAAGUUGCUUCUACUCCGUCUAGGCUGAUGACUCUUACACCUUCACUGCCUACCCCUAAGAGAUGUUACAUGAGCCCUGAUGACAGCUCUUACAGUUCACCGGACAAGCUGGUUAGGCGUUCAACUAGUUUGAAGAAGUCAUUGAACUUCGACACUCCAGUGAAAAAUCGGAGGGCAGGGAAUGAAACUGAUUUUACUUGCGGCAUAUCAACUGAUGAUGUUUUUGAUACUCUCCCAGAGAGUCUUCUCCAAUCGAUUAAAGAAAAGGAGAGAGUGACAAUGGAGGAAAGAAAUCCAGCUAUUGCGCAAGCAAAAAGACGGCAAAAAAUGAUUGCCAGCCUCCCUAAGCUAUUUAACAUGAUUCAUCUCUUGAUUCAUUCAAUGAAUCGUUCAGUUGUCACAAAAGAGGAGCUUCUAAGCAAGAUAAUCUCAAACCACUGUGAUAUUGUUGACCGUAGAGAAGUUGAAGAGCAGCUGAAUUUACUGCUAGAACUAGUUCCAGAGUGGAUUUCUGAAAAGUUGGCAUCUAGUGGAGAUCUGCUUUUCUGCAUAAAUAAAAUGCAGAACCCUGAGACCAUACGAUCACAGCUUGCAGAAGCAAAGUGAGCUAGAAGAUGACAAAGUUUUGAAUUAUCAUUUCAUGUUUAUUAAUACAAGCGAUGUACAAAUAUCCUAUUGUUUAGGGCUGCUUGUAAAUGUUUAUUUAUUUGGCAUUAUUGGAUAGAUGAGAAAAAUUCACAGUAGACCGGCUCUGCCAUUUUGGAGUGUAUAUCAUGAAAUACAUCGUAGGAGUCAUAUCCUUCUUUA
Molecule: messenger RNA, 2038 nt
Organism: Prosopis cineraria
Lineage: Eukaryota; Viridiplantae; Streptophyta; Magnoliopsida; Fabales; Fabaceae
Product: CDT1-like protein a, chloroplastic
Exons: 7
Coding region: 35-1837 (600 amino acids)
Biological process (GO): DNA replication checkpoint signaling; regulation of DNA-templated DNA replication initiation; mitotic cell cycle
Cellular component (GO): nucleus
Molecular function (GO): DNA polymerase binding; DNA binding
Source: RefSeq, a predicted model, not a curated record